AUGAAGCUUCAAAUCGUCACCCGAAGCGGGCGCGCCGUCGUCGCCGGCGGCCUCGUCGUCCCGAACGACGCCAAAGUCAGCGACCUCAAGCGUUCGUUCCACGCGCUGAAGCGCAAGUUUUAUCCGUCUCGACAGCGAUUCACGACCGUUCCCGCACGAGGCGAGACCAGAGGCACGGCGCUCCGAGACGAUACGCUGUUGAGCGAGUACGGGCUGAACGACGGGGACACGAUCGUGUUCAAGGAUUUGGGACCGCAGGUGAGCUACAAGGCGGUGUUCUUCUUCGAAUACCUCGGACCGCUGUUGGCGUACCUGCCGUUUUAUUUCAUGCGCAAGGAGAUUUAUGGAGGGAUUUUUGGCAUCAAAAACGCCGGAAAACCGGUGCUGGAGGCGCAAACGCUGGCGAUGUACUUUCACACGGCGCACUAUGCGAAGCGCAUUUUGGAGACGUUCUUCGUACAUAAAUUCUCCCACGCCACGAUGCCCAUCUUUAAUCUCAUGCGGAAUUGUGGAUACUACUGGACAUUUGGGGCGUUUAUGUCGUAUUUCAUCAACCACCCGGCGUAUACGCCUGUGGGGAGGACGCAAAUGAUGGCGGGUUUCGCGUUUAGCGCCGUCAUGCAGUUGAGCAACUUACGAUGCCAUAUCAUACUCGCCAACUUGCGCAAGGAUGGAGCUAAGGGUUACGUUAUCCCGACUGGUUUCCUGUUUAACUAUGUCACGUGCGCGAACUACGCGACGGAGAUUUACCAAUGGCUUGGGUUCAACAUUGCGACGCAGAGCGUGAUGGGAUACACGUUCAUGUGCUGCGGCGCGGCGCAAAUGAUGCAGUGGGCCAUCGCCAAGCACAAGAGGUUGAGACAAUUGUUCGACGGCAAGGAUGGCAAGCCUAAGUUCCGCCGACCGUUUAUCUUGCUUCCGCCGUUCUUCUAG
Molecule: messenger RNA, 933 nt
Organism: Ostreococcus lucimarinus CCE9901
Lineage: Eukaryota; Viridiplantae; Chlorophyta; Mamiellophyceae; Mamiellales; Bathycoccaceae
Exons: 1
Coding region: 1-933 (310 amino acids)
Biological process (GO): very long-chain fatty acid biosynthetic process
Molecular function (GO): protein binding; oxidoreductase activity, acting on the CH-CH group of donors
Source: RefSeq, a predicted model, not a curated record